GCUGGAAUGCGCGGCGGGCGGGCGGGCGGCGGAACAUGUAAGGACACAUCCCGCGAGCUGCCGCCCAGCGCGCACGCCGAGCCCCGGGAAGCGAUCGAGCCAGCGGACGGUGAGGCGCGCGGACCCAGCAGGCGCGGCGGGGAGGCUGGAUCAGCGAGGAGGACAGCGAUCGGACUGAAACACACGGUGGGCACCCGGCGGGCACUGCGCAGGCGGCGGUGUCCGGAGAGCGCGCAGGACCAUCGGAGCGCAGGUGGAGAGCGCUCAGGGCCAUCGGGGCGCAGGUGGAGCGCGCGCAGGGCCAUCGGGGCACAGGUGGAGCGCGCAGGGCCAUCGGGGCGCACGGCCAGCCAGCUUCGGCUUCGGGGCGGGGAGGGCCCAGAGUCCCGCGCCGCCGAUCCCGGAGGGGCGCCGCGCCCGCCGCAGCCUCCGGCUUCCUCGGACCUCCGGGCGCCCAUGACGGCGACAGCGGCGGCCGUGCUGAAGGAGGGCGUGCUGGAGAAGCGCAGCGGCGGGCUGCUGCAGCUGUGGAAACGCAAGCGCUGCGUGCUCACCGAGCGCGGGCUGCAGCUCUUCGAGGCCAAGGGCGCCGGCGGCCGGCCCAAAGAGCUCAGCUUCGCCCGCAUCAAGGCCGUGGAGUGCGUGGAGAGCACCGGGCGCCACAUCUACUUCACCCUAGUGACCGAGGGCGGCGGUGAGAUCGACUUCCGUUGCCCCCUCGAAGACCCCGGCUGGAAUGCCCAGAUCACCCUGGGCCUGGUCAAGUUCAAGAACCAACAGGCCAUCCAGACCGUGCGCGCCCGGCAGAGCCUGGGGACCGGGACCCUCGUGUCCUAAACCACCGGGGUACCAGCUCACCUUCAUGCGCCUCACCACUGAGGUGCCUAGAGGUCACGCCAGCUUCUCUGCCCACUUGGGCUGCUGGGGGCCUCACUGGUCCAUGUGAUGGGCGCAGCUGUGGUCAUGGACCAAGUGUGGGAGAUGGGCCAGGAGAGAAGGGAGGAAGACCUUGCGGGCUGAGGAUGAAGAUUCAGCUCCUGGACACUCAAGACUCUCAUACCCAGCUCCAGGACUCCCAGCUGUGGACCCUGUAUCACCUGUCAUGGUGGAGAGCUGUCAUCAGAGUGGCCCUCCAUUGGUUCUGCAGACUGCUGUUGACCCCCGGCUCUGUGCCAUGUCCCUUGUGGGGUGCCAAGCCGAUGCCUCAGGACGGCAGCCUGGCAUCUGGAGGACAAGCGCCUUUGGACAGCCUCGGGACUCGGCUUGAGGAGGAGCCGCCGCUGGGCCUGAGGCCCACAUUUGGGAGGGGGUCUCCUGCUGCUUUUGUCCUUUUGGGACCCCCACCAAUCCAGGCCCUCUCUUUGCACACUUCUUCUCCCACCUCUACCCCUCUUCCCCCCACGGUGGUGCAGGGCCUGGAGGUGGUGGGGGGUGGGGUGGGGGUUGGCCAUUACCAUUUCAUGUCUAUUUCCCAAAUGAAGAUGCCUGGCAGAAGGCAGUAACCCACUGGCUGCUGAGUGAAUUUCUUUCUCACAAAGGCCCAGGAGCUGGGAGCAUCUCCUUAGCCCACCUUCCCGGUUCCAUUCCCUAUUCUGAAAUCUCUAGCCUGGAUAAGGGGAGGUCCUGCAGGGCCAGCUGAUGGUGGCCUCAAUGGGACAAGAAGACCACAGUGGUCAUUCAGGCCCCAUGGAUGCUGCUUCUCUAGAAAGUGACUGCCAUGGUAGGAGGUAGCGCAGCCUUCUGAGAAGAGCCUUAUUUCCCUGUCAUUUACAUCCUCAGGAUUACCGUGAGAGAGUGAAUCUUCCCUGAUGGUUGAAAAUGAAUCAUCAACAUGGGAGAAACUGAGAUGUAGAGAAAUAGCUGUCCUGAGUUAGACUGAAACUUGAUCUGGUACCUGGGUGCUGCCUCACUCUGGGAUGGCAGCUCCCUCUUCUUUCCUCUGUCAUUUGCCACGUCUGACCUUCCUGCUCCAGGGAGCAGAUUUCUUCAGUCACCAGAAGGAGUAAGAAGGCUGAGGGGUCCCUCCAACAAUUUGAGGUCUCUUUAAUAACCUCUCUGAGCUUCUGACCCAUCUCUUUCCCUUUCAGAUUUUUUUCUCCUGCCUUCUAAUCAAGAUUUCCCUGCCUCUGGGUCCUAGGCCCUCAGUCCUCAGAAAUAUCUUUCACUGAAAUGUGAACUGCACUUCACCAUUGAACAUGAAUUUCUAAUUC
This is a messenger RNA of Dipodomys ordii (Ord's kangaroo rat), 2210 nucleotides long. RefSeq names its product pleckstrin homology-like domain, family A, member 3 (gene Phlda3). The transcript has 2 exons. Gene Ontology annotation, biological process: negative regulation of phosphatidylinositol 3-kinase/protein kinase B signal transduction; positive regulation of apoptotic process; intrinsic apoptotic signaling pathway in response to DNA damage by p53 class mediator. Gene Ontology annotation, cellular component: plasma membrane. The record is from RefSeq and is a predicted model, not a curated record. NCBI's taxonomy places the organism in Eukaryota, Metazoa, Chordata, Mammalia, Rodentia, Heteromyidae. Bases 7 to 837 code for a protein of 276 amino acids. Gene Ontology annotation, molecular function: phosphatidylinositol phosphate binding.